CACUCGAAACGCCUGUUUUUGAAGCCGUUGUCCCAGCAAUGAUCCGAUGACCAUUAUUGACCAUGGUCGCUUUGUUGAGGGACGACUAAAAGAAGUGUUGCAUGUACAGUACCGUUCAUUGAUGGCAACUAACUAUUGAUACCGCACGACAGCAAAUAUCCAGUCUUUCGCCACCUGUACUUCAUUCAAGAAAAGCCCAUUCGGAUCGAAUCUGGCUACGUUGCUGCUGUGCUGCUUUGUGAUAGUAGGACUGUAGCCCGCCAAGUCUGUCAAUCUGGAGGUUCAGCAGAAAAGGAAGAGCCGCUCGCAGGCGAAGAAACGGGGAUUGUGGUUUCAUCCAAAGGUAGCCCAGAAACUGAAGUCCAAGAAUACGAAGAACCGUACCAUGUCGUCUGGUUCUGCUUCCAUUCCCAACGGGACCAGCAAUGGCGAGACCGAUCCUCUGGUGACAAACGCAGAAAUUCCAAUUCAAGUACCAGAAGACAAGACCAAAGGGAAAAAGCGAACAUUUGCCUGGGGAUCCUUGCGGUUUCACAUGCCCAGUAAACGACAAUUGGAAGCUUAUGUCACCCCAGGAAGACGUAUGGAUGCUUGGUGUGGACUGCUCCAUUACUGUGUGGAGUCCUUUGUCUAUUUACUUGGACCCGUCCUCAUUUGUCUGGCUACCUCCAUCAUUGGUCUCCUGGUGUACACAUUUUUUACGAUCAUGCAUCCCAUGAUGGGACUAUACUAUGCGGAUGCUUGGUAUGGUGGAUAUGUUAUCGGCGGACACUCUUUAUUGGUCAUCUAUCUCAUGAUCAACGUCGUUUGGAAUUACGCACUCUGCGUUUGCACUUCAAAUAUCAACGGAAAAUCAUACAACAAAGUCAUGAGAGAAAUGGCCAUGGCCACAGGAUUUGUCUUCCCAGAAUCUCCGGCCGAAGUCGAACAAUUCCGCAAAGACUAUGAGGACAGAAUGGUCCUUAGAAUGCAAUGCAGGAGGGCACGAGCCAUCGAGGCGGCAAACCGAAAAGCCAGUGCCAUUGCCCAGGGAAGUAAAGUGGACGCAACAACGGGCAGUAGCGCUGAUGGCCAAGUUACACAACGGAAAAAUGUCCAAAACACGAACGGUGCAUCCGGCACGGCCAACGGAAUCAACAAUACCACACAAAAGGGACAGACCGACGUUGCCCCGACAUCCGCACAAAUACGACCUUGGAUGAUGAUGGGUCCUCUAGAGUGGGGUUUCUGCCCUCGGACCAAUCAACCAAAACCACCGAGAUCCCAUUAUUGCCAUGUCUCCAAGGGGUUGGUCUUUUGCUUGGAUCACUAUUGUCCAUGGAUGUUCAAUUCUGUUGGAUACUUCAAUUAUCGGUACUUUGUCAACUUUCUCAUAUUUGCCUCUGUCUCAAUGCUCUACGGCGCAUCGUUGAGUUACACACCAUUCAUGCUUCUCUCCACUACCAAGUAUCGUGAUCAACUUCGAGCGAAUAAGCGUCAUCAUCAAGUAUCCAAUUCUCACGAACCUAUUCCUCGAAUGGAACCAUUCUUGCCGUAUGCACACGAGAAGGUGUACAUCACACUGACAUUCAUGCUGAGUCUGGCGGUUGGAUUGGCAGUCCUCAUGCUAACUGUCUUCCAUAUAUAUCUGACCUUGUCCUCCCAAACAACAAUAGAGUUUCACGGAAAUAUGAGCAAUGCUCGCAGAGCCAAGAAAAUGGGAAGAAAGUGGAAGAACCCAUACUCGUUUGGUGCACUACGAAACUUCCAGCAUGUGUACGGAUCUCAAUAUCACCCAUUACUUGCCAUUCUCAUUCCUUCAUGGAGAGAACCGGAUUUUCUCCCAAUUCCGCUGCCUGGAGACCAGGGGAAACGGAGCACGUAUGCCGGGAAAAACAGCAGUCGAAACAAGGGAGACUUUGUUGUGUAGCGAAAUUAGAAAAAAAGGACACCUCCUGUAGCUAACGGUAUGACAACUCUUCAAGACAGCUCUACUUGCUCUACAGAUCUUCAUCUACAACUGGCCAAAUCUUGAUCACGUAUUUCAAUUUUGGAUUCCUUGACUAUGAAUACAGGUAGUAAAGCUGGUACUGUGGUAACAUGACGAAAGCUCGCAGAGCGAAGAAAAUGGGAAGAAAGUGGAA
Messenger RNA from Seminavis robusta, 2123 nucleotides. Lineage: Eukaryota; Bacillariophyta; Bacillariophyceae; Naviculales; Naviculaceae. The record is from the annotation of a GenBank genome assembly.